Heteronotia binoei (common prickly gecko) is the source of this 476-nucleotide messenger RNA. RefSeq names its product sperm acrosome associated 6 (gene SPACA6). The record is from RefSeq and is a predicted model, not a curated record. Gene Ontology annotation, biological process: fusion of sperm to egg plasma membrane involved in single fertilization. Bases 34 to 399 code for a protein of 121 amino acids. The transcript is spliced from 3 exons. Lineage: Eukaryota; Metazoa; Chordata; Lepidosauria; Squamata; Gekkonidae.
GACCUUUCGUUCUUCGAGGAGCUUUACACCGGGAUGGAAUCGUCCUUCCUGAUCCGACCCACAACGGGAGCCCAUCAUGGGACUUACGCCUGUGAGAUCUUGGAAGUAGACGACGUGCUGGUCAGAAAGUACAUUUUUCUCAACGUGACAGUGAAGCGGCUGGGGAAGGAAAAGGAACUGCAGGCCAUGUUCCACGACAUCCUGAACCCCCCGCCGGGGGUGGCUGCAGCCGAAGAGGUGGAGCAAAGCUCUUUCCUGGAAGACCUGCUGCGGGAGCCCGACUCCCUGCUCAAGGCCAGAGUCCUCCUCAUCAUCCUGGGGCUGGUCAUGAGCUCCAUGCUGGUGACCCUCCUGCUCAUGGGAGUUUAUUAUUGGGCUACAGACGUAGAGAGAUCCUGAAUCAGGAAGAAGUGCGCAGAGAUAUUCCAGCCGUUCCCUCUCCUUGAUCGUUCUGCAGUUCCUAGCAAAGACCGUAC